Molecule: messenger RNA, 1080 nt
Organism: Protopolystoma xenopodis
Lineage: Eukaryota; Metazoa; Platyhelminthes; Monogenea; Polystomatidea; Polystomatidae
Source: the annotation of a GenBank genome assembly
AUGGCCUCGCAUCAACCCCUCGCGCUACACGCCUCUGUUAUCCAGCCCGACGGCCAACAGGCUCGGAUUCCUCUUGACUGCAGUCCCUCCAGCCAGCCCAGUCCCCAGCACCAGCCUGGCCAACACCAAUCACCACGGCUCAACGCCCACUGCCACCAAAUGCAGCCUCCUCCUCCACCUCCUCCACCUCCUCCCCCACCUCCACCUCCACUUCCUCCUUCUCAGCAUCAUCUUCAUCAUCAACACAAACAAUCACAACAACAACAGCAGCAGCAGCAAGCGCUCGACAGCCUUCCUUCGAUUGCGCGUCUCUCGCAGCCGGGAGAGUCGCAGCAGCUCGUCUUCCGUUGCCACCUCUGCCAUACAGCCCGGAAGGACCGCCUCUCCGCCCUGCAGCACUGGUCCACCGAUCAUCCUGUCCAAUGGGCCAACAUGACGGUCAAACUGGCCGUUGCUAGCGGCGCCCCUCAGGAGGUUCUGGCUCGCUUCUCGGCGCCCCCUGGGCCCGGCCUCUCCGCAACUGCCGAGAGCGCUCAGCUGGCUGCGGCCGGCCCGCUAACCUGGACGACUGGAGCUCCGAAUCAGCCCAAUGGAGUCUCCGCCUCUUCAACAACGGCCUCGUUUUCCUCCUCGUCCCCUUCAUCCUCUUCGUCCUCAUCUUCUUCACCCUCCUCCUCGUGCUCUUCUUGUGCCUCCUCCGUCUCACUCGACCCGCCUGGCAUGUCAUCCAUGGCACUGCUGCCAGGCGACGAGUCUGCCCGUCUAGUUACCUGCUGCUGCGUCUGCCUGCAUCGAUUUGGUAGCCAACAGGAUCUGCAGCGCCACAUGCGUUCACACACCGGCGAGCGGCCCUACCAAUGCGCCGAAUGCGGCAAGGAGUUCUCUCUCAAGCAUAGCAUGCACCGGCACUCGAGAGUCCACCAGAAGCCCAGUCUCAAUCUUAGCCCCAGCCGGUCGUCAGGACCGAUGGGUGCCUGUGUCUUCGGCGAGGCGGCGUCGCCACAGCCCUCCUUCCAUGCCUCGGAGAUGUCCGGCAACUGCGGUCGGCCUGUGGGUGUCUCUGAGUCUGCAACAGUCUGA